AUGGAGGAGAUUGCCAAAGAGUACGAUGUCAUUGUGCUCGGCACAGGUCUGACCGAGUGCAUUCUAUCCGGUGUCCUGAGUGUCAAGGGCAAGAAGGUCCUGCACAUUGACCGCAACGACCAUUACGGCGGAGAUGCCACCUCGCUCAACAUCCAGGCGCUCUUCAAGAAGUACGGCCAUGCUGCCGGUGGUGAGGAGCCGUGGACCAAGUACGGCCGUGCCAACGACUGGAACGUCGACCUGAUCCCCAAGUUCCUCAUCUCCGCCGGAGAGCUCACCAACAUUCUCGUCUCCACCAAUGUCACCCGCUACCUCGAGUUCAGGCAGAUUGCCGGUAGCUAUGUCCAGCAAGGCUCUGGACCCAAGGCUACUGUUGCCAAGGUUCCGUCCGAUGCCGCCGAGGCUCUGCGCUCCCCCCUUAUGGGUAUCUUCGAGAAGCGCCGCAUGAAGGGCUUCAUUGAGUGGGUCGGCAGCUUCGAUCCCAAGGACUCGGCCACGCACAAGGGGCUGGAUAUGUCUUCGUGCACAAUGAAGGAUGUGUACGACAAGUUCGGUCUCGAGACGACGACCAAGGACUUCAUCGGCCAUGCCAUGGCCCUCUAUCUCAACGACAACUACAUCAACGAGAAGGGCCGGGCUCCCGAGGCCAUCGAGAGGAUCCGCCUCUAUGGCAACUCGGUCGCCCGCUACGGCAAGUCGCCCUACAUCUACCCGCUCUACGGUCUCGGCGAGCUGCCUCAGGGCUUCGCCCGCCUGUCUGCCAUCUACGGCGGCACCUACAUGCUGAACACCAGCGUCGAUGAGAUCACGUACGAGGGCGGCAAGGCCACCGGCAUCAAGGCGACCAUGAGCAACGUGGAGCCCGAGAUGAAGUUUGAGACCAAGGCCAAGAUGAUCAUUGGUGACCCGUCCUACUUCCCCGGCAAGACCAAGGUCGUUGGCCACGUUCUCCGCGCCAUCUGCAUCCUCAAGCACCCCCUCGCCAGCACCAGCGACAGCGACUCGUGCCAGCUGAUCAUUCCCCAGAGCCAAGUCGGCCGCAAGAACGACAUCUACAUUGCCUGCGUUUCGUCGGCACACAACGUCUGCCCCAAGGGUUACUGGAUCGCCAUUGUCUCGACGAUUGCCGAGACCAGCUCCAACCACCACCUCGAGCUGCAGCCGGGCCUGGAGAGGCUUGGCAAGAUUGAGGAGCAGUUCAUGGGCGCGCCCAUUCCGCUGUACGAGCCGCUCGAGGAUGGAACCAAGGACAACAUCUUCAUCUCGAAGAGCUACGACGCCACCAGCCACUUUGAGACGACUACCGACGAUGUGCAGGACAUUUACCGCCGCUGCAUGGGCGAGGAGUUGGUUGUUGAGGGCCUCAGGGAUGGCAUCCAGGUCGCCGAUGAGUAA
Messenger RNA from Thyridium curvatum, 1395 nucleotides. RefSeq lists its product as uncharacterized. Gene Ontology annotation, biological process: vesicle-mediated transport; small GTPase-mediated signal transduction; protein transport. NCBI's taxonomy places the organism in Eukaryota, Fungi, Ascomycota, Sordariomycetes, Thyridiales, Thyridiaceae. The transcript is spliced from 8 exons. The coding region runs from base 1 to 1395 and encodes 464 amino acids. The record is from RefSeq and is a predicted model, not a curated record. Gene Ontology annotation, cellular component: cytoplasm. Gene Ontology annotation, molecular function: Rab GDP-dissociation inhibitor activity.